Wyeomyia smithii (pitcher-plant mosquito) is the source of this 1396-nucleotide messenger RNA. Its product is annotated as 2-oxo-4-hydroxy-4-carboxy-5-ureidoimidazoline decarboxylase-like. Gene Ontology annotation, molecular function: carboxy-lyase activity. The transcript has 3 exons. NCBI's taxonomy places the organism in Eukaryota, Metazoa, Arthropoda, Insecta, Diptera, Culicidae. The coding region runs from base 654 to 1178 and encodes 174 amino acids. Gene Ontology annotation, biological process: allantoin metabolic process. The record is from RefSeq and is a predicted model, not a curated record.
AAUGAACGUACGAGUAGAAUGCAGGACCGAAGAAUUUGUACCUUACUCAUGUACAGCGGCCGCGUCAACCCUACAGGUGCCGAUGUUAGAUGAAAGAGAUCGUUUGUAAUAUUCUUAUAGAAAGGAAUUGAUUGUAUUAUGUGAUUCAAUAUUCCAACGAAAUGUAUCACAUCAAAGCCCAAAUUAGCAGAAACUGAUUACAGUAACAAAACAGACGGCUGAACGACAGUGUAAUUGGUAUACACAUUAUAAUAAUUAAGAAUUAUUGGAAAAAACAUACCACGCAAGCUUAAUAGCAAACAGGAUGCUGGACAAUCAUCUAAAACAAUUUCACCAACAGAAAAAGUAACCAGAUGCUAUUUUUACACUUCCAAGUUAUGUUAUGGUGAUUUUCGUGGUAGUUGUGAAGUCAUUUGUUCCUUCACGAAGCUUGAUAUGAGUUAAAGCAAAAUAUUUACACGGUAAAGACACUGAUAAAGAGAGAGGAUUCAAAUGACCUACGAUGUUUCUUCUUGUCUGGACAGAUUGGGACAGUCAGUCAACAUCUAAUCGUGGUUUGCGAAGGUAGUCGAAUAUUAUUUGUGAUUGGCAAUCUGCGUUGUUUGAAUCAGACAAUACUACUUUGCAAUUGAAUUUCAAAAAAAAACACAAUAAUGAAAACAAAGCUUUCUUUGGAGCAGCUGAAUGCACUUUCACCGGUUGAAUUUCACAAAACGUUCGAGAAUGUUGUGGAAUGUUGGCCCGAGGCAGCGAUAUUUUGUUCUGCGAUGGCACCUUUUAGGAGUUUCGAAUCAAUGAUUACGGUUUUUGAAAAUUAUUUGCAGCGGUUAAGUAACGAAAAUAAACUACGGAUUCUGCGCCUUCAUCCCGAUCUUGCAGGAAAAUUACUUGACAUACAACAACUCACGGAGGAAUCCAGAUAUGAACAGUCGUGUGUUGGUUUGGACAAGCUGACUCCGGCAGAUAAGAAGCGAUUAACUAAGUUGAAUGACGAGUACAAGCAAAGAUUUGGGUUUCCUUUCGUGAUUUGCGUGCGAGAAGCGUCCAAAUUUGAAACAAUAGUAAAUGGUGUUAGUGGCAGAAUCAAAAAUAAUCCAGAAGCAGAACUUAACAUUGCAAUUAAUGAGGUGAAAAAAAUUUGUCGGUUAAGAAUAUUGCAAUUAGUGAAUAAUUUAUGAGCUGUGCUUUCCUACAUAGAAGGGUUCAUUUAGUCAAUAUAUGAAAAUGAAAAUAGUAUAAUCGGUGAAAUAAUUUUUAUUUACAAAAUAUAUUGUAGAAAUCGAUAAAACUUGUUCCAAUAGAAGGACAACUUAGUUUCAUCACAAAAAAAUUAUUUAAAAAAUUGAAGAAAAAAUUAAUUAUAUUUAGAAAAAUAAACAUUAAUGUUAUUCUCAAA